CCUUUCCUGAGCUGUGAAACUCUUGAAUAGUAGAACCAGAAGAAAUGGCCAAGCGCACCUUCUCUACCUUGGAGACAUUCCUGAUUUUCCUCCUUGUAAUGAUGACUGCAAUCACAGUGGCUCUUCUCAGUCUCUUGUUUAUCACCAGUGGGACCAUUGAAAACAACAAAGAUUCAGGAAGCCAUGUUUUUCCAACCACCCAGGACCCCACAGCCACCCAGGACCCCACAGCCACCCAGGGCCCCACAGCCACCAAGGGUCCCGCAGCCACCCAGAACCCCACGGCCACCCAACCUUCUGUGACGCACACUUCGGAGCCACCUCUGUUUCAGAACUUCAGUGGUUAUCACAUUGGUGUCGGACGAGCUGACUGCACAGGACAAGUAUCAGACAUCAAUCUGAUGGGCUUUAGCAAAAGUGGCCAGAACGCACAGGGCCUCCUCACGCGGCUGUACAGCCGGGCCUUCAUCAUGGCAGAACCCGACGGGUCAAAUCGAGUUGUGUUCGUCAGCAUCGACAUAGGCAUGGUAUCCCAGAGGCUGAGGCUGGAGGUCCUGGACAGACUGAAGAGUAAAUAUGGCUCCCUGUACAGAAGUGACAACGUCAUCCUGAGCGGCACUCACACACACUCAGGCCCAGCGGGGUACUUCCAGUACACUGUGUUUGUAAUUGCCAGCGAAGGAUUCAGCAAUCGAACUUUCCAGUACAUGGUUACUGGUAUCAUGAAGAGCAUUGAGAUAGCACACGAAAAUAUGAAACCAGGCAAAAUCUUCAUCAAUAAAGGAGAUGUGGAAGGCACACAGAUCAACCGAAGCCCUUAUUCUUACCUUCAGAAUCCUCCAUCCGAGAGAGCAAGGUAUUCUUCAAAUACAGACAAGGAAAUGGUAAUCUUGAAAAUGGUAGAUUUGAAUGGAGACGACUUGGGCCUCAUCAGCUGGUUUCCCAUCCAUCCAGUCAGCAUGAACAACACCAACCAUCUUGUAAAUAGUGACAAUGUGGGCUAUGCAGCUUACCUUUUUGAGCAAGAGAAGAACAGAGGGUACCUACCUGGAGAGGGACCAUAUGUUGCAGCUUUUGCUUCAUCAAACCUGGGAGAUGUGUCCCCCAACAUUCUCGGCCCUCAUUGCAUCAACACGGGAGAGUCUUGUGAUAACGCCAAUAGCACCUGUCCCAUCGGCGGGCCUGGUAUGUGUAUGGCUAUGGGACCUGGACAGGACAUGCUGGACAGCACACAAAUCAUAGGACGCACCAUUUAUCAGAGAGCGAAGGAACUGUAUGCUUCCGCCUCCCAGGAGGUGACUGGACCACUAGCUUCAGCACACCAGUGGGUAAAUAUGACGGAUGUGACUGUCUGGCUUAAUUCCACACACACAGCAAAAACGUGUAAACCAGCAUUGGGCUACAGUUUUGCAGCUGGCACAAUUGACGGAGUUGGAAGUCUCAAUUUUACACAGGGGACAACAGAAGGGGAUCCAUUUUGGGACAGCAUUCGGGACCAGCUCCUGGGAAAACCAUCUGAAGAAAUCAAAGAAUGUCAUAAGCCAAAGCCAAUUCUUCUUCACACUGGAGAGCUAUCAAAACCUCACCCCUGGCAUCCAGAUAUUGUUGAUGUUCAGAUCCUUACUCUGGGGUUCUUGGCCAUAACCGCCAUACCUGGGGAGUUAACGACCAUGUCUGGACGAAGACUUCGAGAGGCAGUUCAAGCAGAAUUUGCAUCAUAUGGGAUGCAGAAUAUGACUGUCGUUAUUUCAGGUCUAUGCAAUGUCUAUACUCAUUAUAUUGCCACCUAUGAAGAAUACCAGGUUCAACGAUACGAGGCCGCAUCUACAAUUUAUGGACCACACACUCUGUCAGCUUAUAUCCAGCUCUUCAGAGGCCUUGCUAAGGCCAUUGCUACGGACACCGUAGCCAACCUGAGCAGAGGUCCAGAGCCUCCAUUUUUCAAACAACUAAUAGCUCCAUUAAUUCCUAACACUGUGGAUAGAGCACCGAUAGGCAGAACGUUUGGGGAUGUCCUGCAGCCAGCUAAACCCACAUACCACGUGGGAGAGGUUGCUGAAGUUACAUUUGUAGGUGCUAACCCGAAAAAUUCAGCAGAAAACCAGACUCAUCAGACCUUCCUCACUGUGGAGAAAUACGAGGCGGCCUUGGCCUCAUGGCAGAUAGUGUAUAACGAUGCCUCCUGGGAGACACGUUUUUACUGGCACAAGGGAUUCCUGGGUCAGAGCAAUGCGACGAUAGAAUGGCACAUUCCGGACACUGCCCAGCCUGGAAUCUACAGAAUAAAAUAUUUCGGACACAAUCGGAAGCAGGACUUUCUGAAGCCCGCUGUCAUACUUUCAUUUGAAGGCACUUCCUCUGCUUUUGAAGUUGUAACCACUUAGUGAAAAGUUGACAAAUCCUUCCAAGAGCAGCUUUACUCUGUAUGCAUUAUAUAAGUGAUUUCACAUGAAUGUGAA
Otolemur garnettii (small-eared galago) is the source of this 2459-nucleotide messenger RNA. RefSeq names its product N-acylsphingosine amidohydrolase 2 (gene ASAH2). Gene Ontology annotation, biological process: sphingosine biosynthetic process; long-chain fatty acid biosynthetic process; ceramide catabolic process. The record is from RefSeq and is a predicted model, not a curated record. Gene Ontology annotation, cellular component: extracellular region. Lineage: Eukaryota; Metazoa; Chordata; Mammalia; Primates; Galagidae. The transcript is spliced from 21 exons. Gene Ontology annotation, molecular function: N-acylsphingosine amidohydrolase activity. The coding region runs from base 45 to 2384 and encodes 779 amino acids.